GCCAAAGCUUCCUUGGUAUCUGUUUAUUGGCUUGCAAGAGAUCUGUUCUUCCACUUGGGCAAAGGAGAAAGAAGUUUAUAAUGGGGAAGAAAAAGCCUGACGUUUACUCAGUUGAGAUCAAUGGAACAAAAGAUCUGGAAAAAGAGGACAUAGGAAAUGAAAAAGAAAAUUAUAAAGAUUUAAAAGAGAGCAUGAAGAAAGGCAAGAAGACUGAAGACCUCAAGAAAGAGCUGGACCUGGAUGACCACAAACUUAGCAGUGAAGAGCUGGAAGAAAAAUAUGGCUCCAGCAUUAUCAAGGGUCUUACCAGUGCAAAAGCUGCAGAGGUUCUGGCCCGAGAUGGCCCUAAUGCACUCACGCCUCCCAAGUCCACGCCGGAAAUCAUCAAGUUUCUCAAGCAGAUGAUAGGAGGAUUUUCCAUCCUCUUGUGGAUUGGAGCUGUUCUCUGCUGGAUUGCCUUUGGGAUUCUGUUUACUCAGAACCAUUCCGGAGCUUUUAACCAGCUCUACCUGGGGGUAGUCCUUGCAUUGGUUGUUAUCCUUACUGGGAUGUUCGCUUAUUACCAAGAAGCUAAAAGCACCAACAUCAUGGCCAGCUUCAAGAAAAUGAUACCCCAGCAAGCCCUAGUAAUUCGAGAUUCAGAGAAAAAAGAAGUUCCAGCCGACCUGCUCGUGGUGGGUGACAUUGUGGAAAUCAAAGGCGGCGACAGGAUACCAGCUGACGUCCGGAUAAUCACCAGUCAGGGUUGUAAGGUAGAUAAUUCUUCACUCACAGGGGAGUCCGAGCCGCAGUCCCGCUCCUGUGAGUUCACUCACGAAAACCCACUGGAGACCAAAAACAUUGCCUUCUACUCUACAACUUGCUUGGAAGGAACUGCUAUGGGUAUGGUAAUCAAUACAGGUGACCGCACCAUAAUCGGACGGAUCGCUUCACUGGCUUCAGGAGUUGGGAAUGAGAAGACGCCUAUUGCUCUUGAAAUAGAGCAUUUUGUCCACAUUGUGGCAGGAGUAGCUAUCACCAUAGGGGUGAUUUUCUUCAUUAUUGCCGUCUCUAUGGGUUACCACGUCUUGCAUUCCAUCAUCUUCCUCAUUGGCAUCAUUGUGGCCAACGUGCCUGAGGGGCUGCUAGCCACAGUUACCGUAAGUUUGUCUUUGACGGCCAAGAGAAUGGCCAAAAAGAACUGCCUGGUGAAGAAUCUAGAAGCCGUGGAAACUCUGGGCUCCACCUCCAUCAUUUGUUCUGACAAGACAGGAACUCUUACACAAAACAGGAUGACGGUUGCACAUCUUUGGUUUGACCAGCAGAUCUACUCAGCUGACACCAGUGAAGACCAAUCAACUCAGACUUUUGAUCAAACAUCUGGCACAUGGACAGCUUUGUCGAAGAUUGUAAGCCUUUGUAAUCGGGCAGAAUUCAGAUCAGGACAGGAAGAUGUACCUAUCAUGAAGAGAAUUGUGGUGGGAGAUGCCUCGGAAACAGCCCUGCUGAAGUUUUCUGAAGUUGCCUUGGGUGACAUCUUGGAAAUCCGGAAAAGAAAUAAAAAAGUGGCUGAGAUUCCCUUUAAUUCAACUAACAAGUUUCAGCUUUCCAUCCAUGAGACCGAUGACCCCAAUGAUAAACGUUUUCUGUUGGUGAUGAAAGGGGCCCCAGAAAGGAUUUUGGAGCGAUGCAGCACCAUGAUGGUAGACGGAAAAGAGGAGCCACUCGAUGCAGAGAAAGCAGAGGCUUUUCAAACUGCGUACAUGGAACUGGGAGGCAUGGGAGAAAGAGUACUUGGCUUCUGUCAUUUGUACCUCCCGGAGCAAGAAUUUCCAGACACCUAUCCAUUUGACACUGAUUCCAUGAACUUCCCUACUUCCAAUCUUUGCUUUGUUGGGCUCAUGUCAAUGAUCGAUCCCCCCAGAUCCACUGUUCCAGAUGCUGUCAUGAAGUGCCGGAGUGCUGGAAUCAAGGUGAUCAUGGUCACCGGUGAUCAUCCAAUCACAGCCAAAGCCAUUGCCAAAAGCGUAGGCAUCAUUUCAGCCACCAGUGAAACAGUGGAAGACAUUGCGAAGCGCCUGAACAUUCCCGUUGAGCAGGUGGACAAACGAGAAGCCAGAGCGGCAGUAAUUAAUGGGAUGGAGCUGAAGGAUAUGACUACAGAACAGCUGGAUGAGAUCCUGCGGAAUCACUCAGAGAUUGUCUUUGCCCGCACUUCACCCCAGCAAAAACUGAUCAUAGUGGAAGGCUGCCAAAGACAGGAUGCUGUAGUGGCAGUGACCGGAGAUGGCGUCAAUGACUCCCCAGCUUUGAAGAAAGCUGAUAUCGGCAUCGCUAUGGGCAUUGCGGGCUCGGACGCAGCGAAGAACGCCGCUGACAUGGUCUUGCUGGAUGACAACUUUGCUUCUAUUGUUACUGGGGUGGAGGAAGGUCGCUUGAUCUUUGAUAAUCUGAAGAAAACCAUUGCCUACACCUUGACCAAAAACAUUGCUGAACUUUGUCCUUUCCUGAUCUACAUCAUGGCCAGCGUCCCGCUGCCCAUUGGCACCAUCACCAUCCUUUUUAUCGACCUGGGCACAGACAUUAUCCCUUCCGUUGCACUCGCCUAUGAAAAAGCUGAAAGUGAUAUCAUGAAAAGGAAGCCGCGGCAUAAGAAAAAGGACAGGCUGGUCAAUCAGGAGCUUGCGGUUUACUCCUACUUGCAGAUAGGCAUCUUGCAGUCUAUUGGCGCCUUCCUGACCUACUUUACUGUGUAUGCUGAGCAAGGCUGGCUACCUUCCUCAUUGCUCAACAUCCGUGUCGAUUGGGAAAACCUAAAUCUUGAUGAUUUGGAAGACAGUUAUGGACAACAAUGGACGUUCUACCAGAGGCAGUACUUGGAGUGGACAGGCUACACAGCCUUUUUCGUCAGCAUCACCAUAGAGCAAGUGGCAGACUUGAUCAUCAGGAAGACACGACGGAAUUCCAUUUUCCAGCAAGGUCUUUUCAGGAACAAAGUCAUUUGGCUGGGCAUAUUCUCCCAGAUAGGAAUAGCUUUAAUUCUUUGUUAUGGACUUGGAAGCGUUACGGCCUUAAACUUCACACCCCUCCGGUUUCAGUAUUGGUUUGUUGCUAUGCCUUAUGCCAUCUUGAUAUGGGUAUAUGAUGAAAUCCGCAAGCUGUUAAUCAGGCGGCAUCCAGGAAGUUGGUGGGAUAAAAAUAUGUAUUAUUGAGUGGCAUCAUCACUCCUCUCAUUUCUCCACGCUGGAGAGUGUGUUUUAGUCGCCUCCUUGAAGGGCCUGUCUGUGCAAUAC
Molecule: messenger RNA, 3272 nt
Organism: Euleptes europaea (tarantolino)
Lineage: Eukaryota; Metazoa; Chordata; Lepidosauria; Squamata; Sphaerodactylidae
Gene: ATP12A
Product: ATPase H+/K+ transporting non-gastric alpha2 subunit
Exons: 23
Coding region: 81-3191 (1036 amino acids)
Biological process (GO): sodium ion export across plasma membrane; intracellular sodium ion homeostasis; intracellular potassium ion homeostasis
Cellular component (GO): membrane
Molecular function (GO): ATP hydrolysis activity; P-type sodium:potassium-exchanging transporter activity; ATP binding
Source: RefSeq, a predicted model, not a curated record